AUGGGGCUAAGGCUACUAUUUAUAGGGCUAAGGCGUAAUAUAGACGCCUAUUACACGGAUAACGGCUCUAGGCGUCUGGGGGGUAUAUUACGAGAUAUAGAUAUAGUUAAUACUGCCCACAUAGAGUAG
Messenger RNA from Colletotrichum lupini, 129 nucleotides. RefSeq lists its product as uncharacterized. The record is from RefSeq and is a predicted model, not a curated record. Lineage: Eukaryota; Fungi; Ascomycota; Sordariomycetes; Glomerellales; Glomerellaceae. The transcript has a single exon. Bases 1 to 129 code for a protein of 42 amino acids.